AUGCUCUCAAAAUUUGGCGUUUAUUUGGUGAAACUUUGCCGUGAAUGUCUCAAGAGGCAGGAACCGGUCUUGGCAGACACCAAUAUCUACAUGCUUCAGAUCCUGAGCAUAAACUCUGAGGUGCUGUCCUACCUCCAGAUGUUUGAGGAAGCUGCCGAGAACGCCAAGAAAAUGGUGGAUGGUUAUUUGAAAAUAUACCAUCCAAACAAUGCCCAGCUUGGGAUGGCCAUAAUGAGGGCUGGGGUCACACAUUGGCAUGCUGGACUCAUUGAAGUUGGCCAUGGGAUGAUCUGCAAGGCUUUUGCUAUCCUCCUUAUUACUCAUGGACCCUCUCACCCUAUUACCAAAGAUCUGGAGGCGAUGCGUGGUCAGACAGAAAUGGAGCUGAGGAUGUUCCGGGAGAAUGAAUAUGUCUAUUACAAGAUGAGAGAAGCCGCUCUCUCCAACAAACCCUUUCAGGUUAUGGAAGAGCCAGCAAAUGAGGCUCCACCAGCCAUCUUCAAUAAGAAACCAUAGGCAGACAUGACCCCUCCAUUCUUCUGAUCCUUCCAUCCCUGACCAGUGUCCA
Hyla sarda is the source of this 568-nucleotide messenger RNA. RefSeq names its product histone-lysine N-methyltransferase SMYD1-like. The transcript has 3 exons. Gene Ontology annotation, molecular function: protein binding. The record is from RefSeq and is a predicted model, not a curated record. Lineage: Eukaryota; Metazoa; Chordata; Amphibia; Anura; Hylidae. The coding region runs from base 1 to 516 and encodes 171 amino acids.